AACGCCUUCUCCACGCUUUACCUCAUCUUCCAGCCCAGACUAUCUUCUCAUCUUGGAAUUGGAUCAUCAAAUGGUGUCCUUGUUUCACGGUGUUUGGAUUUUAAUCAGCUGAUGGGCAGAGGAUGUUACAAUAUUCAGCAGGAUGGAAAGGUAGAAGAAAAAACAGAAAGGAAGAAAAAGUGGACCUGAGAGAUGAACAUUCGUCGACUGACGACUCUAUUGCUGCUGCUGUGUUUGAAUUUGCUAGUUGGCUUCAUGUACAUUCAACCCACCAGAAUAAUGACACUGAUUGGCAACCCUACAGUCAAUGAAACUGAAAUUUUUACAGAAAGUUCCCUUCCAAUAAACGAAAGCCAAAAAGUUCCACAGACACCAGAAAUGAACUUCCCGCUCUUUUUCAACUUCACGCUGAAUCCUUACGAUUUAUGUUCAAAACAUUCCAACAACAAAACGAAGUUAUCUCUCCUCAUUCUCGUUUGCACGGCCAUUCCAAAUAUCAGACAAAGACAAGCUAUCCGAGCGACUUGGGGAUCAAUAGCUGCCGCAAAUAACAACUCGGGUUAUGUUCGACUGGCAUUUUUAUUAGGCUCGACAACUGUUCUCCAAGAACAAGUCGAAGAAGAAUUUUAUCAGUAUAGUGACAUUAUACAGCAGAGUUUCAUUGAUUCCUAUCAAAAUCUAACUUUAAAAUCACUGAUGCUUUUACAAUGGGUAUCACAGUUUUGUCCAAACGUUCAGUAUGUCUUAAAGACAGAUGACGAUAUGUAUGUGAACGUUGCAAAUUUAUUGAAUAUGCUGAUUCGAGUGCCGGUAAAAUCUAAUGUGAUGUACGGAGUGCUAUUUAAAAAAGCUAAACCUAACAGGAAUUCUGCAGCAAAAUGGUUUGUACCAAAGAAACAGUUCGACGGAAGCGUUUUCCCAGAUUACCUUUCCGGAACUGGUUACGUCAUGAGUCGCGAUGUUCUUCCAAAACUUCUUGACGCAAGUGCGGCUCUACCGUUUCUCGUGAUGGAGGACGUUUUUAUUACAGGCUUGUGUGCGAGUGAGAGUCAUGUCAGACGCUUCAACGUCAGAGGGUUCGCUUACUGGAGAAGGCCACCGACGGGCUGUGCUUUUAAGGACGUCAUCACAGGUCACCAUGUCACUCCGAGUGAUAUGAAAAAAAUAUGGAAAGAACUACAAAAGAGACCACUAAUAUGUCGCAAAUCGAAAAAGAAAAUAUAAAACCGAGAUAUUUUUGGUGCAAAUUUUGUUAUCAAUUGCUGAUUGUAAUGUUUUAAUUCUGAGUUAAAAAUAUAUAUCUUCGAGAGAAUUUAUUAAAGUGUUUUAAAUAAUUUA
Messenger RNA from Parasteatoda tepidariorum (common house spider), 1338 nucleotides. RefSeq names its product beta-1,3-galactosyltransferase 1. Gene Ontology annotation, molecular function: hexosyltransferase activity. Gene Ontology annotation, cellular component: Golgi membrane. The record is from RefSeq and is a predicted model, not a curated record. Gene Ontology annotation, biological process: protein O-linked glycosylation. Lineage: Eukaryota; Metazoa; Arthropoda; Arachnida; Araneae; Theridiidae.